Molecule: messenger RNA, 900 nt
Organism: Mucor velutinosus
Lineage: Eukaryota; Fungi; Mucoromycota; Mucoromycetes; Mucorales; Mucoraceae
Exons: 2
Coding region: 1-900 (299 amino acids)
Source: RefSeq, a predicted model, not a curated record
AUGAAUUAUCAACAACAACAACAACAACGGCAACAAGGCGAAGCUGCUAGUUACCUAGGCGGUGGUGGCGAUGGAGGUAUCCACAAUUUUGACCAACAACAAAUGCAACCACAACAACAGAAUGCUGGUAACAGCUUUGACCACGUCCUCAACAACUUGAUGGCCAAUGUCUCUGGUCACCAGCCCGCUGAAGAGCACGAAAUCAGAGCUGCUCAAGAGUCCUAUCAACAAGUCUCUCAGAAUCCAAAUCAAGCAUCUCCUCAAGCCGUGGGUAAUGCUGCUGCUGUGGAAGCAUUGAAGCGUAGUGAACAAUCGGGCGGUGGUAUGAGUGAAAUGAUUCAAAUGGCUAUGGCUCAAGCGUCCAAGCUCAUGAACAACAGCAAUGCUGCUAGCGGCGAUAAUCGUAACAGUAAUAACAGCCAAAGUGCUGCUAUUCAACAAGCUGCCAUGAUGGCUCUCAAACUGUACAUGUCCAAGCAAUCUGGCGGCAACAACUCUUCUGGAGGCAGUAGUGGAGGAAUUAGUAGUUUGUUGGGUAUGUUGAUGGGCGGCGGUUCAUCUGGUAACAACAAUAACAACAGCAACAACAGCAACAACAACAAUCAACAAAACUCCAGUGGCGGUGGCAUUGGUGCCAUGGUAGGUUCUCUUCUCGGUGGUGGCUCCAACAACAAUAACAGUAACAAUAACAACCAACAGAACUAUCAGCAGCAAAACCAACAGCAGUUCCAACAACACAAUCAGCAGCAAUUCAACCAACAGAACCAAGGUGACUACAGCGGAUACAAUCCUCCUCAAGGUGGUCCACAACAACAGCAACAGCAACAGCAUGGUGGUGGUGGUGAUAGCGGCUUUGGUGCUAUUGCCUCUGGCUUGAUGUCCAAGAUGCUCAACAAAUAA